Messenger RNA from Cuscuta campestris, 342 nucleotides. The record is from the annotation of a GenBank genome assembly. NCBI's taxonomy places the organism in Eukaryota, Viridiplantae, Streptophyta, Magnoliopsida, Solanales, Convolvulaceae.
UACACAGACGCCACACCAGUCCUUCACAGGCAGAGGGUCAGAGAGAAACGGACGAGAGCCAAACUCCGCCAUAGCCCGACGUCGAACGCCGCCGCCAACGCCAAAGGCAGCCGAUCCGCCGCGAGGCAUUCAAGGUAAAUCGCUACUGUUCCGCCUUCUUGCCGCCAUUUUAUCAAGGUAAAACCUCCAUCCCUCCAUUUCAGUAUUUUUAUUCGUUGGAUUUGUUUUAUCAAGCUAAAUACUCUUUAUUUCUUUUUUAGACAAUUACGAAGUAUCAAUUAUGAUUUCCUGAUAUGUGAUCUGUGGAUAUGUGAACUUUGAACUUGUGAUUAGGUUAAUUUU